Molecule: messenger RNA, 3329 nt
Organism: Glycine soja
Lineage: Eukaryota; Viridiplantae; Streptophyta; Magnoliopsida; Fabales; Fabaceae
Product: protein TRM32-like
Exons: 6
Coding region: 527-2848 (773 amino acids)
Source: RefSeq, a predicted model, not a curated record
GUUUGCGCGGGUUUGGCGUCGUGAUUCAGUUGGUCUUCUUAUAUCUAUCUAUCUCGAAGGAAACACAACAAACACAACAACCUUUUUCAUUCCUUCCUUCCACCUCCUAUCUUAUUAUUAUCCUCCUCAGUUUAUGUUUCUGUUUCUGUUUCGCAGCCAUAAUAUAUAUAAUAAUAAUAACAUACUCAUACGUUGACUUGUACUUUAGUUGUCGCCAAGGUUGUUCCCUCUUUUAUAUAUAUCUCUUGCCAGCUUUUUCUGAUCAAACUGCUUCACUGCCUGCGCCCUCCUUACUCAAACACUGCAAACUCCUCUUCUGUUUUUCAUCCGUUAGAGUUUUGAAAACAUCCCUGAGGCUAGCUAUUUCUUGUUCAUAUUCAUUCACUCGUACAGUCGUACUUCAUUCAGGCGAAGAUUUGAGAACAAGUCAAGGUUCCGUUCCGCAGGACAGGGCCUAGUGGGAGAGAUUGAUUAACACUCGAGUGGAUUCAAAAACUAGAGAACAAGAUUACCCGUAUUAGUAGUAAUGGGAAAGGACUUGGUUUCUUCUGACCAGACCACUGUUCAAAUUCAGGACAAUAAUCCAGGAUGCAUGUGGGGCAUGCUUCAAAUUCUUGAUUACCAUCGUUGGCGCGUAAAAAAGGUGUUUCCUCACAAAAGGAGAAAACAUGCCACAUAUAAGAGAAAACCCAUUUUGUAUGACCAACAUGAAGACCAACAACAUGGAGUUACAGAAGCAGAAUCCCUCCUUGUCGGGCAACAUAGCGAAAAAUUGCAUGCUGCAGGCAGAAGUUCUCCCAAGAAUCGCAAAAAGGAACCAUGCACUGAGAAAAAGGUUAACAACGAAAACUCCAAAGGCGGUAGAACCAUGGACUACUCAAGGAAAAACCAAGUCAGUAAUGAGUAUGCACUUCAUCUGGAGAAAGAUGGCAAGACGACAGAAGAUGACCUUAACCAUAAGCCUAUGGAAACAAACAAGCAUAACAGAAACAUUUCCAAUAAAUUUGAGAAACAUACUGAUGUUUUCGAGUUACUUAGAGUGGAGAAGGAUUUAUUACUCAAAUUUCUUCGAGACACAGACUUUGGUGGGAAAAAAGUCCAACAAGCAUCCCACAUCAAUGCAAGAUUGACAAAAUCUGGGUCAUUUCCUUUAGCCUCAACUUCACAGAUGAGAAACAUAAGCUCUAGGUCCUUAAAACACAAGCAAAACGAAAUUUGGGCCCUUCCAAAGGGAGAAAAGUUGCAUGCUGGUACUCAAGAAUCAAACAUGUCAGUGUCCAGUUCUGUGAAAGAUAAUUCUUAUGAGAAUCCAAUGCCUUUAGCGAGUGAUCUUGGUGUGGAUAGUACCAUGAAACAAAAAGCAUUAUUUUCUUUAAGGCCUUCUCAGGGAUCAAAUCACAAAGGUUGGAAUCAAGCGGUUCUUCAUCAUUUCAAAGUUAUAAAACAGAAGAUAAAACAUGCUCUUGCGGAAUUCAGAAAAAGCGGUUGCCAAGCUACUUCUGCUGAAGCAAUUCACCAUAGGGAUUCACCUGAAUAUAGCAUGAACAAAAAUGAGGAAGAGAUCUCACAAAGCUUAGAAGAUGGUGUGGUUCAACAAUUCAAAAGGAGUAAAAGCUCAAAUGAAACUAGAGCUUCUGAUUAUGAUUCCAACAAGCAUGAUGCUCGCCUCAUGCGAAGAACAUCCUCUCUGAAUGAAUCGUUGGAUAGAUAUACUCAGUUGUUUGAGAAAAGCUUCAGCGAAGACACUAAGUGGCAAAGCUCAAAGUCUAAAAGCUUAAAAUUGACAAACGAGGAUAAGAUCCACAAGAAUGGGCACACUCCUAGGUUUUCAAGAAGCAAUUUGUCUAUGCCUAAUCUCGAGACUUUAGGCUUCAUUCUACAAGAUGCACUUUUUGAUACAAAUGAUAUAGGGAAUAAAGUGGAAGCUUAUAAUCGUGUUCAUAGAAAAUCAGUGAGUCUUCCUUUGAAGAUAGACAGGUCACUUGAUCAUUUUAAAGAGGCUGAAAUUGUGGAAACAGUAGAAGGGAGUGAGAGAGAUGUAAAUCCCAGUCUUUUAUCAGAUAAGAUUAUGGAGAAAAUUGAUGAAGAAGUUACCUGUGACCAGAAGGAGGACAUGAAUGAGCCAGCGGUGGGAGAUGGAAGUUUUCCCGAAGAAAAAGAGGAAAUGAGUAAUAUGACUACCUAUCUUCGCAAGGAGGUGAUGGCAACUCUUGAAACUAGCUUUGAGGACACUAAAACCAGUCAUGAAGGUACAAAAUUGAAUUCACUAAGAUCUACAUUGGACGAAUUGGAGACUGAUCUAUCAUAUUCAUCUGACAGAAAUGCUAGUGUGACAGCUGAAGACACAGACAACACUUCCGAUUUCAAAUAUGUGAAAAAUAUUCUUGAAUUUUCGGGCUACUUGAGAAAUGAGCACACUCAGAUGCCAUACACAGUAGACCAGCCGCUAAAGCCCUCCAUAUUCAAAGAUUUGGAUGCAACUUUGCGCCAUGAAAUUGAACCCUCUGAAGAAGAGACAAUCAACCACCAGCUUCUUUUUAACUUAGUUAACGAGGUGCUGCUUGAAAUAUAUGGAAGGUCUCCAACUUACUUCCCAAGACCAUUCUCAUUCAACCCCCGCCUCCAUUCAAUGCCUAAAGGGAACUAUCUUCUGAAUGAAGUAUGGAAUAGUGUUAAUUCAUACCUGAACUUGAAACCUGAGCUAGAUCAGACACUAGACGAUGUUGUCGGUCGGGAUUUGGCAAAAGGAAAAGGCUGGAUGAUCCUUCAAGAGGAAGAGGAGUAUGUAGCACUUGAAUUAGAGGAAAUGAUCAUGGAUGAGUUGUUAGAUGAAUUUAUCUUCUCAUGAACUCUAUUGAGGGCUGCUUGAUUAGUUAUACCAUGGUUUUGUUCUGGAAAUUCUCCUAGCUGAUCCACGAGUUUUCACAAGAGAAGACAACAAGAUUGGCUCCUAAUUUCAAUAUGAAGAUGUCGUAAGGGACCGAUCUCAAGCCUUUCACUGCUACAGCAAGUUAGCAAUGACAUGCUGUCGAAUAUUGAUUCCAGUGUGUUUCGGCUCCAUGUCCAUUUUUUCAUGCUUAAUAAGAUUCAUAUGUUUAUUAUUAACUUAUAAAUGGGAUUGUCUGGUAUGUCAUGUAAAGCAGUUGCUCAUGGAGAGUUUUGGUGCAUAGCGUGAUUGAUUUUCCAUGUAAAUAUAACAUAUAUGAGUGAAGGUGUUUUUGUAUUCACCUUGGAGCUUUCAUUUCCUUGUACUGGAUUACUGGUAGAGACAGUAAUUGAUGAAAAAUUAUUUUCUACGAAUCAAUAUCAUGUUUCUUCUGCACCGAAAA